Rotaria sp. Silwood1 is the source of this 1221-nucleotide messenger RNA. Lineage: Eukaryota; Metazoa; Rotifera; Eurotatoria; Philodinida; Philodinidae. The record is from the annotation of a GenBank genome assembly.
AUGACAACUUCUUCAAGUUCCACUACGAGUGCUUCGACAACAACAACUACGACGACUUCAACAUCAACUACUACUACUAUGACAACUACCUCAACAAUUACCACAACUACAUCAACGACAACAACAACUACUACUACAACAGCAACAACUACGUCGACUUCGACGUCAACGACUACUACAACUACCGCUACAACAGCUACAACAACUACGUCAUCUUCAACGUCAACAACAACUACUACUGAAACAACAAUGACAACAACGACCAUGUCUACAUCCACUUCAACGUCAGCAAGCACUACUACAUCCACGACGACUACUACUGAAAAAGAUGCAUGUUCUCAUUAUCUUUGGAAUCAAACAGGCGUUGUAGUUGCAGGCACAGGCAUAAAAGGUCCAGCUUCUAAUCAAUUCGAUACUUCUGAGUGUUUGGUUAUCGAUGCAAACAAAACACUUUAUGUAUGUGAUCAUCAUAAUAACCGAAUCCAGAAAUGGCUUUCGAGUGCAACAAAUGGGAGCACAGUAGCUGGUGCCAGCGCGGCCACUGGUGCGAGCGCUAUUGGUGAUCCUGAAUAUCUAGCUAUGGACAAAUAUGGAUAUUUGUAUGUUACUGGGCAUGUAUACGAUACCGUUUUACGAAUUUCUCCCAUUUCAUUCGUUGCUACAGUAGUUGCUGGGACCACUAGUUCAGGAACAGGAAAUAAUCAGCUUAAUACACCAACUGAUAUGGUUCUCGAUGAUAAUUUAAAUCUUUACGUUGUUGAUUCAAAUAAUAAACGAGUAAUGAAGUGGACCCCGAAUUCGACAACAGGAAUCGUUGUCAUUAGUAACCUGAAUAGUGAUAUGGUUGUUGGAAUUCAAUUUGCGUCUAACUCAAAAAAUGAGUUUUAUUUGAGUGAUGAAAGAAACAAUCGUGUAUAUUUGUGGGAAGCUGGUGUAUCAGCUGCGAACAUAACCCUUAGUCAAGUUAAUAGUUCUACUAGGAAUACUCUAAGCCAACCACACGGAAUCACUAUAGACUCAUAUUAUAAUUUGUAUGUUGCUGAUAGUGGAAAUGAUAGAGUAGUGUUGUAUUGUGCUAACUCACGCGUUGGUAUUCCUGUGGUUGGAGAAACUGGUACUACACCCGUGCUCAGCCAGCCAAUGGACGUCGCAUUUGACUCAGAUUUCAAUUUAUAUGUAGCUCUUCAUGACAGUAAAGUAGUAAAAUAUGCGCGACUCUAA